Molecule: messenger RNA, 1416 nt
Organism: Sabethes cyaneus
Lineage: Eukaryota; Metazoa; Arthropoda; Insecta; Diptera; Culicidae
Product: CLIP domain-containing serine protease B15-like
Exons: 4
Coding region: 19-1083 (354 amino acids)
Biological process (GO): proteolysis
Molecular function (GO): serine-type endopeptidase activity
Source: RefSeq, a predicted model, not a curated record
GCGCACACGAUCGACAAUAUGACACGGUUGUCGUUUUUGAUAGUUGUGUUAGGUUUACAAACAGUUGUGGUUCCAGCAGAAAUACAUGAAAUUUGUACAACUACGACUUCUCAAAUCGGACGGUGUAAGCUCGUCAAAGACUGUGAAUAUGUUCGAAAUAUUAUGCGAAAUCCAAACCGCACACACGAAGAAUGGUAUUUUCUAGACUACAACAAAUGCGGGAAUGUGCCAGCUGAUCCACGGCCUAUGACAUUGGUCUGCUGUCCAGAAGUACAGAAUGUGCAACAAUGUGGUGUUUCAAAAAUUGGAAAUCGUAUUUUCGGAGGAAGCAAGACAAUCUAUGGGGAAAUACCAUGGGCUGGUGUAAUUGUUUAUCAAACUGGUAAAAAGAGGCUUUCAGUGAAGUGUGGUUGUACUCUGCUUAAUUCAAGAUGGGCAAUAACCGCAGCUCAUUGUAGUAGUAAUAUACCUAACAGUUGGAAAAUUCAUCGAGUUAGAUUUAGUGAGUGGAAUAUAAAUAAACUAUCGCCCUGUAUUACUUCAACAAAUGUGCAAAUAUGUAGAUCUGAAUAUGAAAUACAUGAACCCAUUGUCCAUCCUUUGUAUCAAUCCAGUUCCAUUGACAUGGCACAUGAUAUAGCUCUUAUCAAAACAAAAAAGGAAGUUCAAUUUAGCGACUAUGUCAUUCCUAUUUGUUUGCCGUUUAAUGAAGAAAUACGAGAACUACCAAUUGAACAGCAACAGUUUACAGUUACAGGGUGGGGACAAACUAAUAAAGGGAAUGAGGUUGGCAUACAGCGUCAUGUGACUAUUGCUGGACAAAACAACAGUGUUUGCGAAAAUGCAUUCUCAUCACUUGACAUAAAACUAUCAGAAGAACAAAUUUGUGCUGGGGGUGAGCAAGGCCAGGAUUCAUGUCGCGGAGAUUCUGGAGGUCCCUUAACAAUACAACAUGGACUUGUAAAUUAUCUUAUAGGUAUAGUCAGUUUUGGCCCUCAGGAAUGUGGAACUAAAAACCAUCCCGCUAUUUAUACUAACGUAAUAAAAUAUUUAGAUUGGAUAGAAGAUACUAUGGUGGAUUGAAAUAAAAACUGUUUAACUACUGCAUAUGGAUGAAAUUGAUUGUACAAAUAAUGAGACACUCGGAAACGAUUUUUUUUUUGUAUUUUGUUGGCUUUGGAUAUUUAAGUUACCGAGUUGACUUAACCCUCUCUGUCCCAUGGUAGCACAGGUGCUCCAUGACUUCCGACACUAAAAUUGGCCGAUAAAAUUUUUUGGUCAUUUAAAUAUGGAUGUUUUGAUUUUAUAAUGUAGUAAAAAGAUUGUUUUACAAGCUGUAUAGUUGUGUUUGACGAAUUGCUUGUUAAUAGCUUUUUCGCAUGAUCAAAAACUGUAAACCACAAAAACACCCUUGGG